This is a messenger RNA of Zalophus californianus (California sea lion), 4121 nucleotides long. It is a transcript of the gene SYMPK, whose product is annotated as symplekin. NCBI's taxonomy places the organism in Eukaryota, Metazoa, Chordata, Mammalia, Carnivora, Otariidae. The transcript has 27 exons. Gene Ontology annotation, cellular component: mRNA cleavage and polyadenylation specificity factor complex. The coding region runs from base 169 to 3987 and encodes 1272 amino acids. The record is from RefSeq and is a predicted model, not a curated record.
GUCGGGCCGCAGUGUGGACUCCAUUUCCCGGCGGCCCUGUGUGCGCGGCGCGUGCGCAGUGUCCCGGCGGCGAACGGAAGAUGGCGACGGCGGCGUCUGUGAAGAGGCGCUGCUGAGGGGGCGCGAGGGGGACGGAGGCCGGCGCCGCGGAAGUACCGGAUAGCAGCCAUGGCAGGCAGUAGUGGGGAUAGUGUCACUCGGCGGAGCGUGGCGUCACAGUUCUUCACACAAGAGGAGGGCCCGGGCAUCGAUGGCAUGACCACCUCAGAGAGAGUGGUGGAUCUCCUGAACCAGGCAGCACUGAUCACCAAUGAUUCAAAGAUCACAGUACUCAAGCAGGUCCAGGAAUUGAUCAUCAACAAAGAUCCUACACUACUAGACAACUUCUUGGACGAGAUCAUCGCUUUCCAAGCGGACAAGUCGAUCGAAGUGCGCAAAUUUGUCAUUGGCUUCAUCGAGGAGGCAUGCAAGCGAGACAUUGAGUUACUGCUAAAACUGAUCGCAAACCUCAACAUGCUCUUGAGGGAUGAGAAUGUGAAUGUGGUGAAGAAGGCCAUCCUUACUAUGACCCAGCUCUACAAGGUGGCCUUGCAAUGGAUGGUAAAGUCACGAGUCAUCAGUGAGCUCCAGGAAGCCUGCUGGGACAUGGUGUCUGCCAUGGCUGCGGACAUCAUUCUGCUGCUGGAUUCUGACAAUGACGGCAUCCGCACCCACGCCAUCAAGUUUGUGGAGGGCCUCAUCGUCACCUUGUCACCCCGCAUGGCUGACUCGGAGGUGCCCCGACGCCAGGAGCAUGACAUCAGCCUAGACCGCAUUCCUCGUGACCACCCCUAUAUCCAAUACAAUGUGCUGUGGGAAGAAGGCAAGGCAGCCUUGGAGCAGCUGCUCAAGUUCAUGGUGCACCCCGCCAUCUCCUCCAUCAACCUGACCACGGCGCUGGGCUCCCUUGCCAACAUCGCCCGCCAGAGGCCCAUGUUCAUGUCAGAGGUGAUCCAGGCCUAUGAAACCCUGCAUGCCAACCUGCCCCCGACGCUGGCCAAAUCUCAGGUGAGCAGUGUGCGUAAGAACCUCAAGCUUCACCUGCUGAGUGUCCUGAAGCACCCAGCCUCCUUGGAGUUUCAGGCCCAGAUCACCACCCUGCUGGUGGACCUGGGCACACCCCAGGCAGAGAUCGCCCGCAAUAUGCCCAGUGGCAAGGAUGCCCGCAAGCGGCCCCGAGAUGACUCAGAUUCCACGCUCAAGAAGAUGAAGCUAGAGCCCAACCUGGGGGAAGAUGAUGAGGACAAGGACUUGGAGCCAGGCCCGUCGGGAACCUCUAAGGCCUCAGCCCAAAUUUCGGGCCAGUCAGACACAGACAUCACAGCCGAGUUCCUGCAGCCCUUGCUGACACCUGACAAUGUGGCCAAUCUGGUCCUCAUCAGCAUGGUGUAUCUGCCUGAGGCCAUGCCCGCCUCCUUCCAAGCCAUCUAUACCCCAGUGGAGUCAGCAGGCACUGAAGCCCAGAUCAAGCACCUGGCUCGGCUCAUGGCCACACAGAUGACAGCUGCAGGACUGGGGCCAGGUGUGGAGCAGACCAAACAGUGCAAGGAGGAGCCCAAGGAGGAGAAGGUGGUGAAGCCAGAGAGUGUCCUGAUCAAGCGACGCCUGUCAGCCCAGGGCCAGGCCAUCUCAGUGGUGGGCUCCCUGAGCUCCAUGUCUACUCUGGAGGAGGAGGCACCCCAGGCCAAGAGGAGGCCAGAGCCCAUCAUCCCUGUCACGCAGCCCCGGCUGGCGGGUGCUGGUGGGCGCAAGAAAAUCUUCCGCCUGAGCGAUGUGCUGAAGCCCCUGACGGACGCCCAGGUGGAGGCUAUGAAGCUGGGCGCCGUGAAGCGGAUCCUUCGGGCGGAGAAGGCUGUGGCCUGCAGUGGGGCCGCCCAGGUGCGCAUAAAGAUCCUGGCCAGCCUGGUGACGCAGUUUGACUCGGGCCUGAAGGCCGAGGUCCUGUCCUUCAUCCUGGAGGAUGUGCGGGCCCGCCUGGACUUGGCCUUCGCCUGGCUGUAUCAGGAGUACAACGCCUACCUGGCAGCCGGUGCCUCGGGCACCCUGGACAAGUACGAGGACUGCCUCAUCCGCCUGCUCUCCGGCCUGCAGGAGAAGCCAGACCAGAAGGAUGGGAUCUUCACUAAAGUUGUGCUGGAGGCGCCACUGAUCACCGAGAGUGCCCUGGAGGUGAUUCGCAAGUACUGCGAGGAUGAGAGUCGCACUUACCUGGGCAUGUCCACUCUUCGAGACCUGAUCUUCAAGCGCCCGUCCCGCCAGUUCCAGUACCUGCAUGUUCUGCUAGACCUCAGCUCCCACGAGAAGGACAAGGUGCGUUCCCAGGCCCUACUGUUCAUCAAGCGCAUGUAUGAGAAGGAACAGCUGCGAGAGUAUGUGGAGAAAUUUGCCCUCAACUACCUGCAACUCCUGGUCCACCCCAACCCACCAUCCGUGCUGUUUGGAGCCGACAAGGAUACAGAGGUGGCGGCACCCUGGACCGAGGAGACCGUAAAGCAGUGUCUGUACCUCUACCUGGCUCUCCUGCCUCAGAACCACAAGCUUAUCCACGAACUGGCAGCCGUGUACACGGAGGCCAUCGCCGACAUCAAGCGGACGGUGCUGAGGGUCAUCGAACAGCCGAUCCGAGGAAUGGGCAUGAACUCCCCAGAGCUGCUCCUGUUGGUAGAAAACUGUCCCAAGGGGGCAGAGACACUGGUCACACGAUGUCUGCACAGCCUCACGGACAAAGUCCCGCCCUCCCCGGAGCUGGUGAAGCGGGUCCGGGAUCUCUACCACAAGCGAUUGCCAGAUGUCCGCUUCCUCAUCCCUGUGCUCAAUGGACUGGAGAAGAAAGAAGUGAUCCAGGCCCUGCCAAAGCUCAUCAAACUCAACCCCAUCGUGGUGAAAGAGGUCUUCAACCGCCUGCUGGGCACCCAGCACGGCGAAGGGAACUCAGCCUUGUCCCCGCUGAACCCUGGAGAGCUUCUGAUCGCACUGCACAACAUCGACUCGGUGAAGUGUGACAUGAAGUCCAUCAUCAAAGCCACCAACCUGUGCUUUGCGGAGCGGAACGUGUACACGUCGGAGGUGCUGGCCGUGGUGAUGCAGCAGCUGAUGGAGCAGAGCCCCCUGCCCAUGCUGCUCAUGAGGACCGUCAUCCAGUCUCUGACCAUGUACCCCCGCUUGGGGGGUUUCGUCAUGAACAUCCUGUCCCGCCUCAUCAUGAAGCAGGUGUGGAAGUAUCCCAAGGUGUGGGAGGGCUUCAUCAAGUGCUGUCAACGCACCAAGCCCCAGAGUUUCCAGGUCAUCCUGCAGUUGCCACCCCAGCAGCUGGGUGCCGUCUUUGACAAGUGCCCAGAGCUCCGGGAGCCCCUGCUGGCACACGUCCGAUCCUUCACCCCCCACCAGCAAGCACACAUCCCCAACUCCAUCAUGACCAUCCUGGAGGCCAGUGGCAAGCAGGAGCCAGAGGCCAAGGAAGUACCUGCCGGGCCCCUGGAAGAGGACGACCUGGAGCCCUUGGCCCUGGCCCCAGCCCCAGCCCCAGCCCCCCGGCCCCCUCAGGACCUCAUCGGCCUGCGGCUGGCCCAGGAGAAAGCCUUAAAGCGUCAGCUAGAGGAGGAACAGAAGCUGAAGCCAGGAGGAGUGGGAGCCCCCUCGUCGUCGUCCUCUUCCUCCACCCGGCCAGGCCCUCCCCAGCCCGAAGAAACCAUAGAUUUCCGGGAGGAGGGGCCUGAGUGUGAGACCCCGGCUAUCUUCAUCAGCAUGGAUGACGACUCGGGGCUGACCGAGGCUGCACUCCUGGACUCUAGUCUUGAGGGGCCCCUACCUAAGGAGGCAGCGGGCGGGUUGACCUCAAAGGAGGAGCGCAGUCCCCAGACCCUCACCCCUGCCGGAGAAGACACCAUGAAGACCCCCAGCCCCACCGCCGAGGAAUCCGGGGAACCCGAGAGCAAGGGGAACAGCUGACCGGGCUUGGUGGGGAAGGGGAGUGGGGCAGGGAGCUCGGGAAGGGCGGGGCGGGGCCUAGCCGGCAGGGCUUUGCCUUUAAAAUUAAAAAGAUCGCGGGUCUGGGGCGUGGAUGCAGUCUCUCGUCUCUCCCU